AUGCCAUUAGUACAGUGUAUUAGUACCCAGCAAAUCCGAUCCGAUCCGCAAAUGGGCCUUCGGAAUCCGAUUUGUGCGACGCCUCGUUUGGACCAUCUUUCUCUCGCUCUUUCAGUCGUCAACCAAAAAAAAAUUCGUCCCGUUAUGUCAGCGUGGCGCCACAAUCGUGUGCACUUCCCGCGAGCUGGUCAUGCUCUUCAUAUGUUCAUGCUUCCCGUCCUCAUGUGCCUUUUCAUGCAAUACGGCAGCGAGGAUCUGAAAAUGAUGAAGCAGAUCUCGACGCUGUUCAAUGAGGCUCAAUUCCCGAAGCGUUUGAACAAUGAGACCGGGCUUCUUCUGAAACAAGUCGAGCUCGCCAAUGAGCAUCUGAUUCAUACGUACGGCACGGCCGUAUACGAGAAUGGUCUUAAUGCCUUUAUGGUGUUCUCAACCUUCGCCAGUCUCAUUAUCAGCAUCUUCUACUAUCGAGCGACGCCGGGAAUCGUGGCCAUCGUGACGGCUUCUCGUUCAGCCAAUUCCAGAAUCGCCCGAUUUCAGAUUCGCUGUUGUCAAUGGUCGGCGUUCGUGUUCAUCAUAUUGGGGGUAAUGCGACACUCGUUGGAAAUUGAGAGCUUCUCGAUUAUCGAGCGAGGAAUGAUGCCGGCGAGCAAAAUCGUCUCGGCCGCCGCUUUCGAGUCAUCGCUGAAUUGCACGAUCGACGCGAACGGCACCGACGAAUCGUUGUGCGGAUCGAUCAUCGAGAAGCUCGUCGGACAGCGUGACGCCAUCGUCUUCUACGCGAUUCUCAUCGUCGCCGCGUGCCUUCCAUUCACAAUUAGUACGGACCAUUAUAAGUCAACCAUAAUGCUGACGACUGACGCUUCAGAAUAUGCCGCUGAGAAGCGUUUGGAUGACGACGACGACGAUGAUGAUGAGCAGAAUGUCGAAUGCGUCGUGAUCGAGGUGAAAUCGACCGAAUCGCAUUGA
Molecule: messenger RNA, 966 nt
Organism: Caenorhabditis bovis
Lineage: Eukaryota; Metazoa; Nematoda; Chromadorea; Rhabditida; Rhabditidae
Source: the annotation of a GenBank genome assembly